UUUUAUAUAAAAAACGUUUGCAUUGAAAUUUUAUCAUAUUUAUAACAUUCGUGUAACACAAUUAUGCAUUUUAAGACAUAAUUUUUUUCACGAGUAAUAGAGAGGUAACUUAGAACAAAGAUAAGUAAUUUCUAACUGCUUCAGGUAAUAAAAUCUGCGUUAGCGUAUUUAAAUAUGCUUCGGACUAUACUGGUUUUAUAAAUAAUUAUACAACUUUGGCAUGAAAAAGAUAACGUGUAAAAUAAGCAGUUUUAUAAUAGAUACUUAAUAAAAACUUUAUGUAAUAUUUGUUUACGUAAAAUGAAUACCCACUAUUCGGGCCAGAAAUGAUAAAUUUAAAAUAUAAUAUUUUUAAUUAUUAUAUUUUAUACACAUUUUAUACACAUUUAAUUAAAUAUACUAAUAUAGAUUUUAAUUAUAGAAUUUUAUAAGAUCAAAAAUAUAACGUUUACAUAUGUAUACAUAAAUACACAAAUCUUACAAAUUCUGAAAGUAUUGAUAAUAUACGUAAAUAUGAUCCAAACAAUUACAUUAUAUAUUUAUAUUCGUUUUGUACAUGUAGAAGUAUUACAUUUGUUGAAAUAAAUCAGGUUAUUCUAUACUAAAGCUAUAUUUUUUCACUAUAUCAGCUAUAUGUUAUAAUGAUAGUCAAUAACACGAUUUCAAAAAAUAUAUUGAUCAAUCUUUCAGAGAAAAAUUAAAUUACACAUUUAUCUUGCACUCUCACCGUUUUUAAAGAUCACUGAUUUAUCAUCAAGAUACUACUAUAUACGAAGUGAAAUAUACGUAAGGAAUGAUCAACUGUCAACGUCGAGAAAAUGAAGUAGGAAACAUGUUUGCAGUAUAUUACGUAUUCCCCCUUGAUCGUGAACAAUAGAAUUAGAAACUUUCUUGCUCGUACAAUUUACAUCCUUGUCUGUAUCCCCUCAAAAGGACUUGCACGCAGCACGCAAUAAAGUUUCAGAAACUACAAUCGAUCAUCUCACUAAUAAUGAAACAGCCAGUAGAUAGAAAGGGUAGGAAGGAAUCAAUUGCGUUCACGCACCAAGGUUUAUAGGCUCACGGAAGACGCACAUGCGCAAACUGGCGGAAAUCAAUUCACUGACAGUCAGCCAGUUGCGCGCAUAGUCGCGCUUCAGUCAUUACCAUGCUCGAUCAUUCGAAGUUGAAGUCGAGCUCUCUCGAGCCUGUGACGGGCGAUUGGAACUACAGCAUUCAGCUGAAUCGCUGGUUCCUGAAGCCAAUUGGCGCGUGGCCGUUAACACUCUGUGAGACUACAAUGGAGAAGAUCAUUUGCAUAGUUCUAACAAUAGGCAGUGCUUUCUUGAUAUGUUUCCUGCUUAUCCCGUGCACUCUUUGUAGUAUCCUAGUGGACACCGAUCUCGACACUAAGAUCAAGACGAUCGGUCCAAACAGUUUUAUUUUAAUGGCCGCGGUGAAACAGUACAUCCUCAUUACCCGCAGCGAGAACAUCAGCAAGUGCAUUCGAGAUAUCCGCGCGGACUGGGACCACGUCGCGUUGGGCCACCGAGAAAUAAUGAUGACCACUGCCAAGUUUGGCAGGUGGCUCUCCUGUGUCAGCGCGAUUUUUAUGUACUCCGCCGGCAUAUUUUUUACCACGAUUAUGCCGAUCUGCGCGAGAAGGACACAGGUCAUCAAUAACGAGACGGUGAGGUCGCUCUCCUUCCCGAUCUACCGCGGCCUCUUUGAUCCGCGCGCUACGCCGUUCUUCGAAAUCGCGCAGUUCACGCAAGCUCUUGCUGGUUAUGUCAUUUACACGAUUACCAUUGGCGUGUGUAGUCUGGCAGCGGUAUUGGUCAUGCACGCCUGCGGCCAAUUCCAAAUAGUUAUGUCAAAGAUGGAGGAUCUUGCAAGUGAAAAAGAAAAAAAGAGCGCGAGUAGGCAUGAAGGAAGACUCGGUGACAUUGUGGAACAUCACAUCAGAAUAUUGAGUUUUAUCGCUCGUACCGAGAAGCUUUUAAACGAGAUUUGUCUCGUGGACGUAAUCGGAUGUACACUCAACAUAUGUUUUGUAGGAUUCAAUAUGAUGACGGAAUGGGAAAAUCGUGAAACACUAGGAACAAUGACGUACCUUUCGUUCGUCAUAUCUUUCACAUUCAAUAUAUUUAUCCUUUGCUAUAUUGGCGAACUUCUUGCCGAACAGUGUAUAGAAAUCGGCAUAAAGUCCUAUAUGAUAAACUGGUAUCGUAUUCCAAAUAAAGGUGCACUCGGUUUGAUAUUGAUCAUGACAAUGUCCAAUGCUACGAUCAAACUCACAGCUGGAAAAUUUAUGAGUUUAUCUUUGGCCAGCUUUUGCAGUGUGAGUAAAAAUAUCGUUAGAAUUAUUAUUCUUGUUCAUCCAUAUACAAAAAUUAUUUUCCAUUAUUCAAGUAAUAGAUGCAAUGAAAAAAGUUUCAGGUCAUCAGUCAGUUGUGUGCAUCGUCGCGAUUUAGUCAUUACCAUGCUGGGUCGUUCAAAGCCGAAGUCGAGCUCUCUCGAGCCUGUGGCCGACUUCAACUAUAGCAUUAAAGUGAAUCGCUUGUUCAUGAAGUCGAUCGGCGCAUGGCCGUUUUCACUCUGCGAAACUACAAAAGAAAAAAUCGGUCAGAUAGUUCUGGCAAUGACCAGUUGUUUCUUGUUAUUGUUCAUGUUUAUCCCAUGCACUCUUUGUAUUAUCCUAGCAAAAAUCGAUCUCAAAGCUAAGAUCACUAUGGUCGGUCCAGACAGUUUUAUUUUGAUGGGCGUGUGCAAGCAGUUCGUUCUACUUACCAAGAGCAAGAGCAUCAGCGAAUGCAUUCGGGAUAUCCGCGCAGACUGGGACCAUAUCGCGAUGGAUAGCGAAAAAAACCGAGAAAUAAUGUCGACCACUGCCAAGUUCGGCAGAUGGCUCUCCACAAUCAGCGCGAUUUUCAUGUUCAGCGCUGGCCUUUUCUUCACCACGAUUAUGCCAAUCUUCGCGGGAAGGACGGAGAUCAUCGACAAUGAGACGGUGAGAUCGCUCGCCGUCCCGGUUUACCGCAAAAUCUUAGAUCCGCGUUCUACGCCGUACUUCGAAAUUGUGCUGUUGAUGGAAGCCGUUGGUUGUAACGCGAUUUAUUCAUUCACUGUCAGCGUAUAUAGUAUGGCAGCGAUAUUUGUCAUGCACACUUGCGGUCAGUUCCAAAUACUCAUGCUGAAGAUGGACGAUCUUGCAGAUGGAAAAGAAAGCAAGCUCGCGAAUAAUACGUAUCAAGGAAGACUCGGUGAAAUUGUGAAACUUCAUGUCAAAAUACUGAGUUUUAUUGCUCGUACCGAGGAGCUUUUAAACGGGAUUUGCCUCGUGGAUGUAAUCGGAUGUACACUCAACGUAUGUUUUUUAGGAUUCUAUUUGAUUACGGAAUGGGAAAAUAGUGAAGCAAUAGGAACAAUAAUGUAUGGUUUGUUGAUGACAUCCUUCACGUUCAAUAUAUUUAUCCUUUGUUAUAUUGGCGAUCUCCUUGCCGAUCAGUGCGUAGAAAUCGGCACAAAGGCUUACAUGAUAGAGUGGUACCGUAUUCACCCAAAUAAGGGUGCGCUCGGUUUGAUAUUGAUGAUGACAAAAUCCAAUUCUACGCUCAAACUCACAGCUGGAAAAUUUUUUAAUCUAUCUUUGGACACCUUUGGCGCUGUCAUGAAAACAUCAAUGGGUUAUCUGAAUUUACUUCGAACUUUCGUUUAAACUUUAAUACAGUAAUAGCAUCAUUAUGGGAUCUAUUAUAGUAACAUUAGCGCUAAAACAUAUAUUUACGAAAAAUUAAAUAUAGGCUAAUGAUUCUUGUUAUAUAAAUUAUCAUUCACGUAAAUGUAAACUUGAAAUAAAAGUAAAUUUAUUACAUAUACAUA
Molecule: messenger RNA, 3861 nt
Organism: Solenopsis invicta (red fire ant)
Lineage: Eukaryota; Metazoa; Arthropoda; Insecta; Hymenoptera; Formicidae
Exons: 9
Coding region: 1148-3697 (849 amino acids)
Biological process (GO): detection of chemical stimulus involved in sensory perception of smell; sensory perception of smell
Cellular component (GO): plasma membrane
Molecular function (GO): odorant binding; olfactory receptor activity
Source: RefSeq, a predicted model, not a curated record